AUGUCUAUAAGUUCAAGGAGGUCCUUGACUCAGUUCAAUCCAAUGUCUUCUGUCAAUAUCGACGCUAUUGAGGCACAGAUGAAAAUGGCCAGCCUUGACGGCCUUCGAGGAUACGCACAAAACCACUACGGAGAAAUUCAACAAACUCGCGACACCGAGUACACUCCCAAAUCUUCAGCUUGUGGCUACCAAGUCUUGAAGAAUCCAAUGUGGAACAAAGGCCUUUCCUUCAGCCCCGAGGAUCGGGUGUCCAAGAACCUGACUGGACUGCUUCCCCAUGCAAUGGAGACGACUGAGACACAGGUCGCAAGAUGCAUGAAGAUGAUCCAUUCCAGGCAAACAGGCAUCGACAAGUACUUGUAUUUGUCCAACCUUAAGGACCAAAAUGUCGACCUCUUCUAUCGUGUGCUCAUCGACAACGUAAGGGAUCUUAUGCCUUUGGUCUACACACCCACUAUUGGCGACGUUUGCCUGCAGUACUCCACUUUGUACACUCGUCCUGAGGCUCUGUACAUUUCCAUCAAGCAACGAAAAUCGAUAAGGACUAUUCUCCGCAACUGGCCUAACCCCAACCCCGAGAUUUGUGUUGUAACGGAUGGAUCCCGAAUUCUUGGCUUGGGUGAUCUAGGUGUUAACGGUGUGGGGAUUUCGAUCGGCAAGCUCGCACUAUACACUGGUGCCGCAGGUAUCCACCCCGAAAAGACCCUACCAAUCGUUUUGGAUGCCGGUACCGCAAAUGAGGACAACCUCAGAGACCCGCUAUACCUUGGUCUCCGUGCAAAGCGCCCAGAACCUGCCGUCAUGCAGGAAUUCGUGGAUGAGUUCAUGGCGGCUGCCGCCGAGGUUUUCCCUAACAUGCUCGUUCAAUUUGAGGAUUUUGAGACCGAGAAGGCCUUCAACUACCUUGCCCGCUACCGCAACAAGUACAAGUGCUUCAACGAUGACAUCCAAGGUACAGGUGCCGUUGUGCUCGGUGGUUACAUCGGUGCUGUGAAUUUGUCGGGCGUUCCUCUCGAGGAGCAGCGCCUGGUAUUCAUGGGCGCUGGCUCGGCCGGUGUCGGUGUUGCCAAGCAGAUGGUCGAAUAUUAUACCCGUCGUGGCCUCACAGAAAAGGAGGCCAAGGACAAGUUCUGGCUUGUUGACACCAAGGGUCUUGUAACCAACGAUCGUGGCGACAAACUUGCAGAGCACAAGAAGUACUUCGCCCGAACAGACAACAAUGGUCAUCAGUUCAAGACCCUUGAGGAGGUUAUCGAGUAUGUUCGUCCUUCAGCUCUUGUUGGUCUUACUGCCACAUUCGGUGUCUUCACGGAGUCCGUCGUGCGCGCCCUCAAGGCCUCCGUCGACUCUGGUGGUCACGGACGCCGACCUAUUCUCUUCCCUCUUAGCAACCCCUUGACCAAGGCAGAAUGUACCUUUGAGCAAGCCAUCCAGUGGACGGAUGGAACCGUUAUCUUUGCUUCCGGGUCCCCGUUCUCACCGGUAAAUGUCAAGCACAGUGAAGGUGUAACCACCUACUACCCCAACCAGGGUAACAACGUCUAUGUUUUCCCUGGUCUCGGUCUGGGUGCAAUUCUUGCCAAGGCCACCAAGGUCACUGAUGAGAUGGUUUACAUUUCCGCAUCCUCCCUAUCAGAGUGCCUCAAUGCCGAUGAGAUCCACAAGGGUCUCAUCUACCCACGUAUCGAGAGGGUUCGGGACGCCAGCAUCAUCGUUGCUCGCGAGGUGAUGAAGGCCGCCCGCAGGGAAGGUGUCAGCGCUCUGCCCGAAUCCCAAUGGGUUGAGUGGGAGGAGUGGGGUGAUGUCGCCUUGACGAAGUGGAUCAAGGACCGUGUCUAUGAUCCCCUCAAGUAA
This is a messenger RNA of Truncatella angustata, 1854 nucleotides long. Its product is annotated as NADP-dependent malic enzyme. Gene Ontology annotation, molecular function: NAD binding; malate dehydrogenase (decarboxylating) (NAD+) activity. Gene Ontology annotation, biological process: pyruvate metabolic process; malate metabolic process. Lineage: Eukaryota; Fungi; Ascomycota; Sordariomycetes; Amphisphaeriales; Sporocadaceae. The coding region runs from base 1 to 1854 and encodes 617 amino acids. Gene Ontology annotation, cellular component: mitochondrion. The record is from RefSeq and is a predicted model, not a curated record. The transcript is spliced from 3 exons.